AUGUCCGACAUCAAGAAGGUCUUCACAGCCAACGCCUGUCCGCCCAUUGUAGCGGGAUCCCAGAUCUACGUCUCCGGCCAGAUACCCGCGGAUAAGGAGGGCAAGCUGAUCGAGGGGAGCAUCGCGGACAAGACGAAGGCAUGCUGUGAGAACAUCAUCGCGAUCCUCACAGAGGCUGGAACAGAUAUCACCCGCGUUGUGAAGGUCAACGUCUUCCUCGACGACAUGGCCAACUUCGGCGAGAUGAACGGCGUCUACGAGAAGUACUUCGCCCACAAGCCGGCCCGGAGCUGCGUCGCGGUCAAGCAGCUGCCGAAGGGUGUCCCGGUGGAGAUUGAAUGCAUUGUGUUUACCGGUACGAGUGCGAAGCUGUAA
Messenger RNA from Trematosphaeria pertusa, 375 nucleotides. Its product is annotated as endoribonuclease L-PSP. Lineage: Eukaryota; Fungi; Ascomycota; Dothideomycetes; Pleosporales; Trematosphaeriaceae. The record is from RefSeq and is a predicted model, not a curated record. Gene Ontology annotation, cellular component: mitochondrion; cytosol. The transcript is spliced from 3 exons. Bases 1 to 375 code for a protein of 124 amino acids. Gene Ontology annotation, molecular function: deaminase activity.